Molecule: messenger RNA, 12814 nt
Organism: Paramecium octaurelia
Lineage: Eukaryota; Ciliophora; Oligohymenophorea; Peniculida; Parameciidae
Source: the annotation of a GenBank genome assembly
AUGAAUUAAAAGAUUACAUCAUCUUUGAUAGUAUUCUUAAUUUGUCUUUCGAUUGUGAAUGCCAAGUCAACUGGGUGCUGUAACAUUACAUAUAAUUAUUUUUAGCCUCAAAAGUGGAACAAUUGCAAAUAUUUCCCACGAAAGGUGAAAAAUUGCGAAUAAAUCUACGUGACAAUUUAUUUGAGGGUGAGGAUCUCACAUAUGAGUUGCAAGACACAUAUUUUAAAUUAAUUAAUCCUGUAUAAAAUACGGGAGGCAGCUCAACUCAUUACAAACGUAUAAUUGACAUGUUAAUUAUCUAGCUGCAUCUAACAUCAGGGCAGCAAAGCCAUAUCACACAAAAAAAAUGCAAUCUUGGUUGAAUUCAUUCGUAUUCUUGGACCAAAACGCACUGGAAGUGUCCAUCUAAUAUUCGGAGGGGUAUUUGUCAAUAUAGAAUUUAGAACUGCUUUGGACAAAAUUCCAACUCCAGGUUUCGGGACUAAAGUAGUUAUUGCUAAUGUGGCUGAUAAUCUAGAGUGCUAUGACGUAGAAUACAUUGACAACGACAAAUUUAUCGUGGAUUGUCAAAAGGAAGUGACAGAGAAGUUAAUAAAAAAAUAAAUUGAUGUGUUCUAUAUUUACUCAAAACAAUCAAAACAAGUGACAUCAUUUGAAGAUGAAGCCUCUGUCAAAAUAUAUAAUUAAAGACGUAUAGGCCUGUACUACUCAACCAGUGCCUUAGGAAAGGAAACUACCUACAUCGUCAGAGUUACACCAACCUAUUCGUUGGACCCAAAUGAACAACUCUCUGGAAACUCAAUCGUAUAAGUUUACACAUUGAGUGACAAUUAUUAACCCUUGCCUCGCCCAUAUAUUCUAGACAAUGUGACCAUGGCAUUUCUAUUAGGUAGAACUGAUGUUGAACUUUCAAUUGUGGAUUUUGAAAUGACGUACAAUGGAUACAUUUUCCUAUUGGAUGCCCAAUAUGGUCUCUUUGUGGUCAGAUUCUAACCAACUGGAAAGUGGGAAUUAUUUGCACAAGCUGACUUUCAAUUAGGCAGAUCCUUUGCUUUCGAUAUAGAUUACGAACACAAAAAAGAUGGUUCAGAACUUGGCGUGGUUGCAAUUCUUGGAUACAACUUCUUUGCAAUUUUGGAUGCAGAAAAAUCUUUUGUUCACGACCUUCCAUUUAUGCAAUUGGACUACCCAGCCACUAUUAAAAUAUCAUAGGACAACAUCAUAGUGAGAAGUGACAAGCAGGUUUAUUUCUAUAAACUUGAUGUGGACACUGACAAAAUCUACCUAAACUAUAAGUUAGACAUCCCUUCCACUGAUGUUUUAUUGGUGAACCCACAAGAACCAGAUUUGAUCCAAAUUAGCACUCAAAGUUCAAACAGAUACACCAUCUCCAAUGGUUAUUUAGCGUACAACGGAAGCGAUAAGAUCUAAGACAAGAAGGUAGUUGCUGUCAAGGCCAAAGCUCCAAAUAAAUAAGAAUGCUAGGUCUAUCUUUCAUAUCAAAUUAUCGAAGAUAAUGAAAAUUGGAUUUACCAAUUAUUUGAUAAACCCGUGCCAUUCUCAAACGUGAUAGCUGAUGGUGAAACUGAAUAAGUGUUGAAUAAAUUAGCAUCUGGACCAAAUCUCUAAUAUAGAUUAGUUUAACCAACUUAAUUGGAAGCCACACAUAUCAAAGCCACCAUUAGAUCAAGAGUUGAAUUAAGCUUAAAUCAAGAGUUACCCAAAAAUGUAAUUUACGCAGAGGUUGUAUCAACAGAAGACGAUACUCAAUUCUAUUAAGUAUUGUAGACUCAGGAUUUGAAGAUUCAAAUCUUAAGUUGUGUUCACAAUUCAAUCUAUGUUGAGGAUGCAUUUUGUGAAUAAUUAAUAGCUGAUAUAGGUAUCACAAACAAAGUUUCUAAACAGAACUUCUCCAUUUGGAACAGACAUGGCAUAAUGUAUUUCAUGUACAUCAGUGAGUAAUACAAUGUUGUGAUUCGAGCCAUCCAUAAUGGUGCAAUAACUCCAGUGAAAACUAUAUCCUUAGAUUCUACAGAUACAGCAAACAAGAUUCAAAGUAUUUUAAAUUGUGGAGAUUACCUUUUGGUUCAUAAAGCCAAUAAUGAAAUCCUGACAUUCUUAAUUUACAGACCAGAACUAUUCGUACUCACAACUUUAAACAAGAAUUCAUUCUCACAAUAUGGUUACAAUGAAGAUUGGGAACCUAAAGCACUCUUCACAAAUAAAAAGUUACAUCCAAAUAUUCUGUUCAUUUUACACAAAAAUCAUAUCUUGAUGUUAGAUACAGAUUAUGGAAUGUUUUCAUUCAUUAAAACAAUUCCAAUCACUCCAAAUCUAGACUAUUCCAUUGCUAUUGGAUAAACCACAUUCUUUGUUGUCCAAGGAAAAUCAGCUGAAGAGGUCAAAGAUGCUUAAAUCUAUGAAUACAACUUUGCAAACAUCAAUAACGUCUAUUUGUAGAAGAAAUUGUACUUGUAUUGGUAUGACAUAUCUACUCCAUUGAACGUUGAUUUCAGUGAGGAAACUGGUAAUAUGUUUGUCCGAGGAGUCUGCCUAUACUGCAGCAAAUCCUUUAUCUUGGUAUUCAAACCCGACACUCCUCAACAUGAGGCCUUGGUCUAGGCUUGGGAUAUUGCUGACGUUGUAAUUCCUGAGACAAAAUCCAUAUUGAUUGCUGCUAACGGACUCAACUAAAACUACUUAUACUUGAAUGUCGAAGGAGAACAAUCAAUCUUUGCAGUUUAUGAUCAAACCACCAUGACUGUUGAAUCCUUCAUCGAUUCAACUAUUUAUUAAGAUAAAUAUUCAUUGAGUUUCUAGAUCAGAAAUUACAAUUUCCAAGGCAAACCUGAAAAGUUUAACACUGUCGAUAUCAAUUAAGAAGUUACCACCAUAAGCACUUUAACCUAAAUCAAUUUGGAUGAAAAUGCCUUCCCCUAUUCAAAAUCAGGAAUAUAGAUCUUUUCAACUGAUGAGUAGGCAAGCUUCGAUUUGGGUCAAGGUUGGUACUCUGGUUAAAUUGGAGAUUUCGAAAUCGAUUGUGAUCAAUGCGAAACCAAUGUUGAAGUUCAAAGCACUGUCGAUCUACUCAACCCAAAGAUCUUUAAUGGAUACGAGAUUAGAGAUCAUGUCAAAUACAAUGAUAAGUUUAAUAUCAUGUAAGCCACAACUGGAUUGAUAUUUGUUAAUCCUGAUAACUCAUUGGCCUCAGUCUAUGAUUUCGAUCUCCCCAAUUUCGAGUAUAAAUGUUAUUAAGCCACUGUUUCUGAAGACAAAAUGGUUGUUUACUCAUUGUGUCAUGAUGGAAAUGAAUUCACUGUUUAUGCCACUGGGUGCUUUUCUAUCACUGGCUGCUCUCCAUUGGGUGAGAAGUUCAAACUCGGAACAGCUUCAAAAAUCCAAGUGGUAUCCAAUGAACUCUUGGUUGUUUUGCACACUGAUGCCGAUCAUCCUGAACUUGUUUGGGAUGGCAAAAUCGUUCUAUAUAGAAUUGUUAUGGGAUUAGACGACUGGAAACUUGAAGUCAUUGAAAUCAUCGAUUUGAAUUAUCUUAAUUCCGUAUUGACAACUCCAUUGGAGGAUUUCAAACCAGCUGAUUUCUAAGUGGUCAAACAAAAAUACAUCUCAAGUGGUAAAUACACUUAUAAAUUGUUUAUAAGUGAUGCAAAUACUGGUUUCAUUUUUAUGGACUUCUCAUUUUCAGACUUGCCUGAAUAUAAAUUUUUGUCAAUCGAAUCACUCAACCUCCACGAGUAUUUAAAUAAGCAAGUCGGCCAAUACACACUCCCAACAACGAAAUUCUUAUCAUUCCAAUUCAUUUGGGACCCAAUCUAUGAAUGGAGCUCAGACUAAUUGAGAGUCUACCCACUUAUUUUGACAUCAGAUGCCUCAUAAUAUGGAUUCAAGUUCGUCUUCUCCGCUCAACCUACCUCCAAUACUCUACUCAGCAUCAAAGGCUUAUCUGCUGUCAUAGUCAAAUAUGGAGACUGGACGCCAAUGAAUAAGCUAGCCAUCCAAAAUCUAAACUUACAACUAGCCAUUCCCUAUUAUUAAAAAGACUAAAUUGUGGUAGCUGUCUACAAUAUAGAUGUUAACGUUAAUGGUCUUUCCGCCACAGUUGUUCCCACAAUCAGUGUUGGCACCUAUAAAGUAUACUAUGCAGAAGGUCAGUGGUUAAACCCAUUAAAUCUAGCUGUGUUCUUCUCCAAAAAGAGCUCAAUACUUUUUGUGUCCCAAUUGUAAGGACCGCUUUAAAGUUAUGGAAUCAACAAAUCACCAACAUUGCUAUUGAAAAACCAAGACAGAGAUUUAAAGAGCCAAGAUAUCACACUUUUUGUGAAGAAUAACUUUUAUGAAAACACUUUAACAUUCAAAUUGAUAGUUCAAGAAGUUGAUAAUCAUGAAUGUACUGCAAAAGUCACAAAUCUUCAAAUUUACCCAUCUACUGGCGAAGUUUUAACAUGGAAUUUGUCAUAAAAUAUUUUCGAUGGUGCUUCUUUGAAAUAUCAUUAAGAAGACACUGACGAUUUCACUAUCAUUCAACCAACUACAUAGAUUGGAGAAUCAAUAGAUUAUAAAUAAGGUAAUGAUAUGUUAUUAUAUAAAUAGUUGCAACAUAAAUUGUAUCUGCAAAGGCAUUUUUGACUAAGAAUGGAGCCUGGUCCAAUUAGUUUGGAUUCUUAAAUAAGGAUGGAACAAAAUAUUCAAUCUUCUAUUCAGAUACGUAAUUUAUUUUUCUAAAAUAGUUCUGCAAUAAAUGCCGCUCCAUCAUUUAACCAAGUCCUUAAUGUUAAGAAGACUGAUGCAAACCUUAAUUGCUUAGACUUCGUACAAUUGUCAGUUACUAGUUUUGUCAUUGAUUGCUAAAUUCAAAAUAAUAAAUUCCUUUUAUUGAUUAAGGAUGCUGAUGAAACCUAAACAACCUCAAUUGCAAAUACUUAAUUAAAUAGAGCUUUGGGUACAUACAAGAUUAAUGAAUUGCAAUAUGUCGUAAGAGUUACAUUGUCCAUCACAAAUGAUGGAUAAUUAGCCAAUGAUUCAUUUGUUGAAUUAUUUUAAUAUGCCAGUGGUUAAUUGCAAGCCAAGCAAACCUUAGACAAAUCUAAAUUGUCUACAAUUUAUGGAAAAUAAAUAGAUGCAUUAAACAUCGUAGAUUUCAAGAUUGGAUUAAAUGGAUCAAUUUAUUUAUUAGAUGCCAAGAUGGGAAUCUUUGUUGUUAACUAUGAUACAGAUUGGAAGUUCCAAAAAUUGAUCACAUUUAGAUUUGGACAAACCUUUGCAUUCGAUAGAACCAUACUGAAAAAUAAGGAGGAAGCAUUUGUAGUUUAAGGAUAUAAUUACUACAUAGUAAUUGAUUCUAAUGGACAAACUAAAAAGGUAUAAGAUUUGCAAUUCAAUACCAUCACCUACCCCUAAUCCAUUUCAGCAAGUGGCAAUUUCGUUUUUGUCAAGCAUUAAUCAUCCUUAUAUGUGUAUCACUCUGAUGACUCUAACACUGGCUUGAUUGAUUUAAUUGAUUCACCGAAUCUUACUGCUAUUGUUAAUCCAUUUAUUCAAGAAAUCGUAACACUUUCACUUCAACAAUCAGCCAGAUGGAACAUAAGCUUAGGGUCACUCAAAUUCAAUGGAGUUAAUCAAGCAUCUUAAGGAUUCAAAGACUUAACCAUUAUAGCCACCUCAUAACAUAAAUUGACAUGUUCCACCAAGAUCUAAUAUCAAGUAAUUGAAAGUAGCAGCAAAGCCCCAAUCAAGAAAAAUAAAUCUGAUUAGCCAUUCCCAUAAGUGUUCGAUGAUAUCUUUGAAUAGUUCUAAUUGGGCAAUCUUAUUUCAGGUCCAAAUCUUGAUUACAACUUGAUAUUACCAAAAAUGCCACUUGAUUUCAGUGCUCAAGUUGUCUAAAACAGAGAAAUCUAAGUUACAAAUUGGCCCAAAACUCCUUUAUAUAGUACUGAAUUGGUUGGAAAUGACCGAGAAACCUUAUUCUAAAUUUUCCAGACUCAAGAUAAGAAGUUAUCAAUUUCAACCUGUGUUUUGACUGAUCACAUUAAGUAUGUUUGCUAAGAUUAUGGAAAUGUUUAGCUCUAAGAAAAAAUAUCUGAUCAACUAUUCAGCAUAUGGUAAGAUAGCGAUAACAUUGUGAGAUUUAUUACCAUUUCCUCCUCAUACAAAGUAACAAGUUAUUUAGCACCAGACGGCGUUGUCAUUUAAGACAAAACAAUAUAAUUCUAAGAAUAGGAAGGUUAAUAAGUAGUAAGUAUCUUAAAUUAAGGAGAAUACUUAUUUAUUUUAUAAAAGAAUGGAUCCUUAUAUAGUUAUUAAAGCGAAAAAUUCAGUUAUGUUAAUAAGAUAACUGGAACUGAUUUGAUUGGAUAUGGUGGAUAAUGGAAGCCAUUGAAAUUGUAUGGUAACAGAAUGUUAAAAUCAAAUAUUGUAUUUGUUUAAAAUGAAAACAAUAUUGCUCUAAUUAAUUACAUUAACACAGAGUUCAUUUUCAUUAAACAAAUGGAUUAAACUUAAAAUACUGAGAUAUACAUAUCAGCUGCAAAGGAUUCAUUCUUUUUUGCAAACGAUAAGGAAAUAUUGGAAUACAAUUAUUCAAAUUUAUUGAAUAUUUUCAAAUCAAAGACAGUUGAAUUAUUUGGAUACACUAUUGCUACUCCAUUAACUGUUACAUCUUAAUUAUCAACUGGUAAUCUAGUCAUUAAAACAUCAAAAGCCUAAGAUAUCUAUCUAAAUAUAUUUAGACCAUCACUUACACAACAUGAUACGUUCUAUUUAGCAUUUUAAUUAAAUGGUGUUAAAUAAGGUGAUCAAUUUUAGUUGUCUUUAGGAGGUUCAUUGUACAUUAUAACACUUGCAAAUGGAGAAAAGAUACAAUAAUUAAACUUUAUUUUGUUGAACCCUGAAUUAAUUGUUAUCCCAAUCAAAAAACUUUAGAAAUUUGUUUCAAACUUCCGCGUUAUAAUGGAUAUUAUGAAUGGGGAUGACUAAACCUAAAAAGUUCAUUAUGAGUAAGAUAUAAAAGUAGCUAACACAUUCACUAAUUUGAUUAUUAAUGAUGAAGAAUAUUUAAAAUAAAUUGAAAUCAAUGAAAAUGAGGGAUAAACUGAAGUAGCCAUCAGAUCUGAUUGGAUUGGAGGUUAAAUAAUAAGUACAGAAUUAUCUUUGUAGUCAAUCACUGAUGAUAUAGCACUGUUACCUUUUGUAAGCUAAGAUUAAGCAGUCUUGAUGGAUUACUCAAUUUAUGACGUGGCUAAACCUUUGGCUGUCACCUUCUUGCAAGCUUCAAAUACUGUUUUGGCAUAUAAAGGAGAGGACUUGAAAAAUGCUCAGCCUGUAUUAACAAAAUUGUCAGAGCACUAUAAAUGCUUCAGAUUAGCAGCAGAUAUCACAAGACUUUAUUCCCUCUGUAAUAAUGGUGUUGAGGAUUAAAUUUAAGUGGCUACAUGUGAUGAUAAAUAGAAAUGUUAAAGAGAGAAUGCUUACAUUUCAGCUCCAUUUGCAACUUAAAUUGCUGCUUUGGCUUAAGAUGUUAUUGUUGUUCUUCACACUGAUUCAUUGAACCCUGAAAAUUAUGAUGGAUACAUUACAAUUAGAAAAUUAGUAUAAACUGAUGGAAUCUGGUCAUCUACUAUAUUAUUAACUAUCGAUUAUGAUUUCAUUAAAUAGAAGUUGGGAGCAUAAGCACCCAAAUAAUUUAGACCAUCUUCAUUUGUUCAUUCACCAACAGGAAACAAUGUAUCUCUCUACUAUUUAUAAUUGAUUAUCACUGAUAGUGUUAAUGGUUUAUUGUUUGUUGAUUUAACUCUUUCAAAGACAACUUCAGAAUUGUAGUAUUAAUUUUCAGAAUAUAAACUGUUGAAAGAUUGGCUAAAUGUUGAUCAGUAUGCAACUGAUGACACUCAUUAUUAUUAAGCCUAAAUAGUUACAUCAUAAAUUGAAUUUCCUACUAAGAAAACAUUAAAAUUAGCUCUUGUAACUGAUAUCUCAUCCUCAUAUGUUUUUGAAUUAGUGUUUGCAAUUCAAGGCAAUGUUUCUUGCAAACUAAGCACAAUAAGAACUGUUUUUGCCUUGAAUAGAUAUGGUAAUUUCAAGGCAUUGAACUACGUUUCAGCUUCAUCAUCCUCAAUAGCAAUUCCCUAUGUUAAUAACUUAGAGGUGAUUAUUGGAGUUUAUAAGAUUCCAACUGAUCUAUAGAAUGGUGCAAUUUAAACUAUACAGGGAUCUCACACAUUUGCUCACUUCAAGAAUUAAAUCACUCCUCAAGACUUCUUAAUUUACAACACAGAUAGUCUGUUCUUGACAAGCACUGCAUAGACUGGAGUCUAUCAAAACUAAGUUAGAUAUCAGUAAGUAUUGAAAUUCGGAGAACCUAAAAAAUUACAUAAUCAAAAGUUGACCUUGACAUUUUAGAAUGAUUUUAGAAGAGUAGUCAGAACCAUCGAUUUAUCCAUUGUCCCUGUAGAUAAGGAUGAAUGCAAAACCAAGUUGACAGAUCUCAAGAUUUACCCAUCCCAAGGCGAAGUUAUGCAAUGGGCAUUGACUCAAAAUUUCUUUGAUGGUGUUUCUCUGAAAUAUAGUGUAGACUAAGCUGACUUUUCAGUAGUUUAACCAUUGACUUAAGUCGGAUAAUCAAUUGAUUAUAAAUAAGGUAAUGAUAUGUUAUUAUAUAAAUAGUUGCAACAUAAAUUGUAUCUGCAAAGGCAUUUUUGACUAAGAAUGGAGCCUGGUCCAAUUAGUUUGGAUUCUUAAAUAAGGAUGGAACAAAAUAUUCAAUCUUCUAUUCAGAUACGUAUUUUAUUUUUCUAAAAUAGUCCUGCAAUAAAUGCCGCUCCAUCAUUUAAUCAAAUCCAUAAUAUUAAGAAAAUACCAGAUAAUAGCUAAUGCAUGGAUUUUGUAUAAUUAUCUCAUAAUGAAUUUGCUGUUGAUUGUCAACUUAAUGAUAAUAAAAAUUUAAUAUACAUAAAAGGAGAUUAAGAAUUUUCUUAACUUAUGAUUGAAGAUACUUUAAUGAACAGAUUAUUAGGAACAUAUCAAAUCAAGGAUGUGUAAUAUGUUGUAAGAGUUUCAUUGUCAAUCACAAAUGAUGGUAAAUUGGCUCAUAAAUCUUUUGUUGAAUUGCUUUAAUUAUAAGAGGGUGGAUUUGCAAGUCUAGCAACAUUAGAUAAAGCUUAAUUGGCUGAAAUUUCUUUCAAGUAAAUAGAUGAAUUGAAUAUUGUCGAUUUCAAGAUUGGACUAAAUGGAUACAUUUACUUAUUAGAUGCUAAGAUGGGAAUUUUUAUUGUAUAUUAUGAUAAAUUUUGGAAAUUCUCUAAAUUGAUUGAACAAAAGUUUGGCUAAGCCUUUGCAUUCGAUAGAGCUGUGCUUAGUAAUAAAUAGGAAGUGUUUGUAAUCAAAGGGUACAAUUACUAUGGAAUUAUCAAUAAAGAUGGAAAGAUAACAAAAAUAUAGGAUCUUCCAUUUGCUAGUGUGACAUAUCCUUAACAAAUUAGAUUGAGUGGCAAAUAUGUGUUUUUACAAAACCAAGGAAAUCUUUACAUCUACCAUUCUGAUGAGAAUAAUACUGGUCUUAUUGAUGUUGUAAAUCUGACAAAUGGAGCAGGCAUCAUUAAUCCUAAUGGCUAAGAAAUCGUGACUGUUUCAUUAACAUCCUCAUCUUCUUGGACCUUUAGUUUAGGAUCCUUGAAAUUCAAUGGAAGUGCAUAAGCAAGUACUAAUUUCAAAGCAGUGACAAUUCAAGCCAAAUCUUAACAUAAUUAAUUGUGUUAUUCUAGAAUUUACUAUCAAGUAUUGGCAAGCAAUAGUGAGACGAUCUACAAGAAGGUUGAGACUGAAACACCAUUCCCAAAUGUUUUAGAUGAGAAUGAUGAACAAAUUAAGUUAGGAAGUUUGGUAUCAGGUCCAAAUUUGGUAUAUGAAAUUGUUCAACCAAAAUCACCAUUUGGCUCACAUUCGAAUCAAUUUUUAAGUGUUGCUGCCGACCCUGAUUUCGAUGUUAUUGCUUAGAUUGCUCAUUAGAGAUCUAUCCAAGUUACUAACUGGCCAAAGAAAACGUUGUAUUAGACAUCCUUGGUUGCCAAUAAUUAGGAUACUCUUUUCUAAGUUUUCUAAUAAGAAGACAAGAAGCUUAUUAUUUAUUCUUGUGAGUUGAUUGAGCACGUUAAAUAUGAGUGCAAGGAGUAUGGUAAUUUGUAAGUGUAAGUGCAAUUAUCAGAUUAAAUCUUCAGCAUCUGGUAAGAUUCUGAUAAUGUAGUUCGUUUCAUUACAUUAGAUACACCAUUUAUUAUUAAAUUCUUUGAGAUUAAGAAUAAUAAGACUGUUUAAUAUGGAUCAAUCAAAUUGAAUUAAGAAGAGGAGAAGGAUGAAUUAAAAGCAGUAGCAUUCUAAAAUCAAGGAGAAUAUCUAUUUGUAAUUUAGGAAAAUGGAGUUUUGUCAUCAUAUUCUACAGAAAUUUUCGCAAUUAUCAACUCAAUUACAGGCUAAACCUUGAUUGGAUUCUAAGGAGAGUGGAAACCAAUUAAAUUAUACGGAAAUAGAAUUUUAAGACAAAAUGUCAUUCUAGUUCAAAAUGAGAAUAAUGUCGCGAUCAUCAACUACUAACACCAAGAAUUCAUUUAUGGAUCCAAGAUUGACUAUACCAAGGACAACAAAAUAUAUAUAGCCUAAGCUACUAAUUCAUUCUUCUUUGUCAAUAACAAAGAGUUAAGUGAAUACAAUUAUGAAUAAGUUAACAAUGUUUUCAAACAAAAGACUGUAGAACUAUUUGGAUAUCAAAUCACACAACCUUUGAGUGUCUCUUCACACUUGAAAACAGGUAUUUUGGUUGUUAGAACUACAAAGAAUGAUAAUGUGUACUUGAAUAUUUACAAACCUGAUCAAUUACAACAUGAGACAUUUUAUUUGGCUGUUAAAAUUAAUGGUAAGGUAGAUGAUGCAUUUACAUUAUCUGUAAGUGGGUCAGAUCCAAUAGGAUAAGCUUACAUAGUUGCAUUAGCCAAUGGCGAGGCUGUUUAAUAAUUAGAAUUAGUUGUACUUGAUCCUGAAUUGAUUCUUACACCCAAUAAAUAAAAACAAAAAUAUCUUACUGAUUAUGAAGUUUCAAUCAAUGUUAAGAAUGCUGAUUCAUAAAAUAAUAAUAUCCUUCCAUUCACCUAAAAGGUCAAGGUGAUCAAUACAUUCACUAAUUUAAUUGUUGAUGAUACAAAGGCAACUUAGUAAAUUGAAAUUGAAGCCAAGCAAAAUUCAACUGCCUUCAAGUUGACAAAUGGAUGGAUUAACGGAUAGUAGGCUUAUUGUACAUUAACAUAAGAAAAAGCUAAUGAUAUUGUUGUACAAUCAUAUCUCUACGAAACAAAGAACUCUGCAUUAAAGAAUUAUUAAUUCAAAGACGCUUAAGCUUUCUAAAAGAAUGUAAUCUUUUAAGCAAUGAACAACGUACUCUUAAUGAAAGACAACAAAUUAGAAGAAAGCACACCCCUUCUUGAUGUAUUAGGUCAAGAAUACGAUUGUUUCAGAUUAACAUCUUUUGAAAAGUCAAUUUAUUCCGUUUGUAAUAAUGGUGUUGAGGAUUAAAUUUAAGUGGCUACAUGUGAUGAUAAAUAGAAAUGUUAAAGAGAGAAUGCUUACAUCUCAGCUCCAUUUGCAACUUAAAUUGCUGCUUUGGCUUAAGAUGUUAUUGUUGUUCUUCACACUGAUUCAUUAAACCCUGAAAAUUAUGAUGGAUACAUUACCAUUAGAAAAUUAGUAUAAACUGAUGGAAUCUGGUCAUCUACUAUAUUAUUAACUAUCGAUUAGGAUUUCGUUAAAUAGAAGUUGGGAGCAUAAGCACCCAAAUAAUUUAGACCAUCUUCAUUUGUUCAUUCAUUAACUCAUUCUGAUGAUAACUCACUUUCAGUUUAAUUCAUUAUUUCUGAUAGUGUAAAUGGUUUAGCCUUUAUCGAUUUCAGUUUCCCAAAGAACACAUAUGAACCCAAAUAUUUAUUCAUGGAGUAUUAGUUACUUUAAAAGUGGCUGAAUGAUAACAAACAUUAUGCUAAUGAUGAUACACAUUACUAUGCCACCAAAAUUGUUGAAGAGUCCAUCAAAGAGAAAAUCAAGAGCAUCACAUUAGUAGUUGUUACUGAUAAUUCAUCAUCCUAUGUUUUCAAUCUCCAAUUUGCCAUUUUAGACAAUUAAUCAAACAAGUUGACAAAGACAGAAGUUAAAGUGGCUUUGAAUAGAUACGGAACAUGGAAGGCAUUAAACACAGUUGCUGCCAAUAAAUAAUCAAUUGUUGUAGCCUUUUACUAUAAUUCGAAAGUUGUCGUUGGUGUUUAUCACAUCACUGAAACUGCUAUCUCAGUAAUUAAUGGUUCAUUUUCAUUUACUACACAAGGAGUUCAAAAACUGGAACCAGUCGAUUUCCUCCUUUAUUUACAAGUAAAUUUAUAUUUAUAUUUGUUAGGAUUCCUCUUUGAUAGCCAGCAAAGUCAGCAAGGGCUUAUAUCAAUAUGAGAUCAGGAACGAUAUCACUUUAAGCUUUGGAGAGAGUGCCAAGCUCGAAAACCAAACCCUAACCAUAACAUUUUCCAAUGAUUACAAAUAGGUGUCGAAAUAAAUUACAUUGAGUAUCAAACCAGACAAUGGAGGAGAUGAUGAUGAUAGCUCAGGCUCUAAUGCUUGGUGGAUAACUCUUGUAGUUGUUGGAUCCUUCAUCAUCCUAGGGUUGAUUGGAUUCUUCUUCUACAAAAAGAGACAAAACAACGAAGAGGAUCAAGAAGAUUAAGACACUGGAUAUGCACCUCUAAAUUGAGUUAUACAUUAAAAACAUUAUCAA